UUAGAUUAUUAGUUUUUUUUGGCGGGAAGGCGAAGAGGGAGGGAGCAGAGAGAGAGAGAGAGAGAUGAGCUUGUCCUCGUCGCCGGCGAUUGAACCAGACACGCCGGACCUUAUUUGCCAGCUCGAUAAUGUUCAAGGAAUGGUCGACGCACUCACUUGCGUCCGAUGGAAACGUCACCAGGACGCUUUGGUGGAGUUAUCGGAACACGGAAUAGUAUUAAUCGUAGAGGAAUCAGGUUGUCUUCAAGCCAAGGUUUAUCUUCAACGCGAGCUAUUCACGAAAUACGAGUAUGGAGCUCAAGGGAGGCCGAGAUUUGGAAUUAGCUUAGGUCUUCUUGUUGAUUGCUUGAACACGUUUUCAUCACCUGGACAUUCAAAUACUAUAGAGCUUAAGUAUCCAGGUCCUGAUAUGGAGCUUCUUCUCAAAUCUGUUGAUACGCUGAACUCUUGCAUCUACUCUGAGAUAAGAACGAGAAUCCCGGAAACCGUCACAUGGGACUACAACUUUGAGCAGGCAGGAAGCGUGCCACUCACUUUUACCGUAAAGUCAGCGGCGUUGAAAGAAGCUAUAGAUGAUCUUGAAUGGCCUGGAUCAAGUGUACAGAUCAGCCUCCAAAAGGAGCCUCCUUGUGUUACCUUCAGGGGAGAAGGACAUGGAGACCUACAGAUAGACUUCAUGUAUUAUGCCAACACAGAUCUUCUCCUUGCCUUUCAUUGUGAUAACGAAGUCUCUUACCGGUACAAAUACAAGUUUUUGAAGGCAACAACCGCAAAUAUACCAGGAAACGUAGUGAGAGAAAACAGGGGAAGCAAACUGACAAUAGGAAGAGGAGGAAUGCUGAAAGUUCAGCACUUGGUUUCAGUUGCUAAAGCUAUAGCUCCACAAGUGGAAUCUGCAGGGUAUCAGCCUCCGAGUCGGAUUGCCUAUAUUGAGUUCUUUGUGAAGCCUGAAGAACCAACUGACUGAUUAAUUUACUCAACUACGUAAAUUUGCUUCUGUUUGUAAUGCUUGUUCCCUACCUCUUAGUCCAUCAAUACUCAAUAGUACUACCUGAACCAGUUUGUAGUAUGUUAAGAAGGGAAAAAAAAAAGUGCCGGAUUGCGUGUCGUUUCACUA
This is a messenger RNA of Capsella rubella, 1117 nucleotides long. RefSeq lists its product as uncharacterized. The coding region runs from base 65 to 967 and encodes 300 amino acids. The transcript is spliced from 7 exons. Gene Ontology annotation, biological process: DNA repair; DNA damage checkpoint signaling. NCBI's taxonomy places the organism in Eukaryota, Viridiplantae, Streptophyta, Magnoliopsida, Brassicales, Brassicaceae. The record is from RefSeq and is a predicted model, not a curated record. Gene Ontology annotation, cellular component: checkpoint clamp complex.